Molecule: messenger RNA, 4973 nt
Organism: Patella vulgata (common limpet)
Lineage: Eukaryota; Metazoa; Mollusca; Gastropoda; Patellidae
Product: ras-related protein Rab-5B
Exons: 6
Coding region: 210-860 (216 amino acids)
Molecular function (GO): GTPase activity; GTP binding
Source: RefSeq, a predicted model, not a curated record
AUUUUUGACGAGUAACUACAUCCUCUUAGUGCAUAAAUUAGCUACCAGAAGAAAGAGGGUGGUUCUGCGAAUUUUUCUGUUGUUUUACUGAUAACAAUAUUGUUUUCUCUUUUGAUAUCGUGGUUAAUCCAACGCUUAGGGUCUAUUCUUUCGUUGGUAUUGAUUGUGGUCUAAUUGACAUUUCAUAACACACAAAAGCCAUACCAGCCAUGGCUAACAGAGGGGCCGGAGCUCAACGACCAAAUGGGGCAACACAAGGAAAAAUAUGCCAGUUCAAAUUAGUUUUAUUGGGUGAAUCAGCUGUAGGAAAGUCAAGUUUGGUUUUACGAUUUGUAAAAGGGCAAUUUCAUGAAUAUCAAGAAUCUACUAUAGGAGCUGCAUUUUUGACACAGACAGUUUGUCUUGAUGACACAACAGUGAAAUUUGAAAUCUGGGACACUGCUGGUCAGGAGAGAUAUCACAGUCUAGCACCUAUGUAUUAUAGAGGAGCCCAGGCUGCUAUAGUUGUAUACGAUAUUACUAAUCAGGACACAUUUGGUCGUGCCAAAACCUGGGUAAAAGAAUUACAGCGACAAGCUAGUCCCAAUAUAGUUAUAGCACUAGCUGGGAAUAAAGCUGAUCUGGCUAAUAAACGAAUGGUAGAAUAUGAAGAAGCUCAAGCAUAUGCAGAAGAAAAUAGUUUGCUUUUUAUGGAAACGUCAGCGAAAACAGCGAUGAAUGUCAAUGAUAUAUUUUUGGCUAUAGCCAAGAAAUUACCUAAAAAUGAAAGUGGGGGAGCAGCCCAACAAAGACAAGCGGGUGUACGAUUGAACAGUGAACAAAAUCAACAAUCUGAAGGAGGAAGCUGUUGUAGCAAGUAACAAGGCCUGUUUUAAGUGGCUCAUUUUGUCAUGUGAACAGACAUUAGUCCAAUCAGAGACCUUUUCACAAAAAAAAAUCUAUUGUGAUGAACUACUACUACUACUGUUCUUGGGAGUUUAAUUAAUCACAGCAUAUAUUUCAAUAACAGAAGAUAAUGAAACUCGACAUUGAAGUUGGAAAGACUUGAGAGAAUAGAUAUAUUCACAGAUCUAUAUUAAAAAAAACUAUAUUCUAGUUAUAUUUUGGUGGACAAUACUUUUGUUCUUAGUUGUUAUUACAAUGUAUCCGAAACACUAGCCCUGUACACUUUGAAAAAAUACUCUUAAGACAAACACAGUCGGACAAAACCUAGGGUUGGGCAUUAUACCGGUUUUUUUCGGUAUAUCGUGAUAAAAUCAUUGACGAUUUUAUCAUAUCGGACUUAUUUAAAAAUAUCGAGAAUCCAGUAUAUCGUGAUACCGGUAACCAAAAUUAUUGCGAUAUGAUAAUUAUCGUGUUUCAAGACAGGUGCAGCUGUAGUGCACAGUACGAAGUCUAAAUGGCAAUGCUGAGGUCACGAUUUAUACAAGAACUCGUAAUCGAGGAACACUUGUUUGGCAAGGUCAUGGUUGGACAGUAUUUAAUCCAGUCGCAACUGUCACUGCCUUGUAGAUCAUUUAUCAUGUUAUUUGGGAAAUUAUUAUCACGAUAAUUUUUUCAUUAUCGCCCACUCCUAACAGAACCUAGUUGUGGACAAAAUUCAGCAGUGGUAGACAGUCAAAAAUAUUAAAAGCACACCCUUCCUCAUACACCAUACCACUCCUGCUUCCAAUUAAAUCCAUUUUAGAAUAACUAGAUUUAUUAUCUGAUAAGUGCAGAUUUCUUUCUCUUGGUAGUGAAAUGCUAUGCUAAAUGCAUGCAAUUGACUGUGGUCUUCUAAAAUUUGGUUGAUCCUGCCUCGUACAUUACACCAGUCAAUACACAAUAUAAGAGGGCAGACUUUGGCUAGAAUUUGCAACAUGAUAAAUUUUAAGAGUAUUUUUUCAUGGUCCUACCUAUAUGAUUAGCAAAAUAAAUAACCAAGAUGUUCUUUAAUACCAUUUUUUAUGGCCAUGGGGCGGGGAAUUUAUAUUUUUUGUUUAUCUGAUGCUUGUUAUGUAAAUGAUGUUAAGAGGUAUGCAAAUCUAGUAUGUGUAUUAUCAAUGUUUGUUUCUGUAUGUGGUUUAUCUAGAUGUAUAUCUAGAUAUGUUUUAUUUAUAUUAUAGGCUCUAUAACUACCUAGCUUCUUCACAUUAUUCAGAUUUUUCACAAUUUCAAAAAGCAGACAUCCAAUACUUUUAUAACUUUUCGAAAAAUAAAUGAAAUGAAAAGAAAUGGGGUUUAAGGUCCUACAUUUCGGCUGUGCCUCGGCUAUCGAAGACCGGUCAAAAAAAAAAUAUGAAAAUGAUAAAUUGAAUUGUUAGGAAUCGUGUUGUAAGUUGUUUAGCUGAACCCAGUUAAAGGCUAUUGUAGGAACUAGGGCUUUGAUUUUCAAUCACUUGUGUUGUACCAUUAAAUCCAGACCCACAAACGAUAAAGAGAGAGAGAAAAAUAGGGUUUAACGUCCACUUGAAACAAACUAGGUCAUUUUGGGACUAACAUGGUUCAAUUUUUUUUCAAUAAUUUGCUAGCGCAUAGGGGUCUUUAGCAAUGAAAGGAAACCAGAAGACCCGAAGAAAACCCACAAGGUUGGACAGUCUACCCUACUCCUCGUGGCGUAUAAGCAGGGAUUCAAAACCCUCGGCACUUGACUAAAUAACAGACCUUGUGAUCAAACGCUCACAAUUUAGUAGGAUUUAACAUUUCUCGUCAGUUGGUACAUCUUUGUUAAACGAAUCUUGGGUGAUAUUGUCUGAAUGAUGAAACCUAAACAGAGUCCUGGUUAAGGCUAUGAUGUUCAUAUCGGAUGUCAGAUGCAUUGGAUAUUUGCUUUUGCUGAGAUGCUGCUUGUGGUUCAUUGUUUUCUUGUUGAUAAUAAUGUUUGUGAUUAGUAAUCAGAUUUCAUGGAAAUAAAAUUGAAACUUGAUAGGAAUUUGUUCCAUGAGCACUGUUGAUUGUACAUAGAUGUAAUAAAUUUUGUGAAUAGUUGUUAUGGCAAAUAAGAAAAUACUUUAACUUAGAAAUGAAAUGAAAAUCUUUUUGUCCAUAUUAUCAAUUAAGUGUUGUAUUUGAGGUCGAGAGUUUAAAAUGUACGUAGAACCGACUCCUGCAAUUUCACAAAAUACUACGAUUCUUUUUGUCCUAGUUUCAAAUUGUCAUUCCAAAUCAGAAUUUCUUCAGAAUAUGGCUUGAAGAAUUAAAAAAAAAAAGAUUGAUAUCCAAAAUAGAUUUUGAAUAUAAUAUUUCAUCAAAAAAAUAAUCUCUAAAAAUCUGUAUUAGGAAGCAUAUAAUAUAUUAUACCCCUUAUGAUGCAAAAUGUUUGAAAUAUCUCAAAUUAAAUAUAGAACGCUUGCUUUGUUAUCGUUCAUAAGCAAUGUUUGAUACUGUAUUAAUUACUUGCAUUAUUCAUUGAGUUUUUGGAUGUUAAGACUAUUACUUUGCCAUUUCAUGAUUUGUAAAUACCCUAACUUAAGCUCUUAACUGGUAUGAAGACAAUUGUGUGUCUGUGUGCAUGAUGACUUAGUAUGAUGAAUUUUUCUAGUGAAAGUAUCUGUAUCUGUUCAUUUGGUGAUUUUUGUUAUUGAUUUCAACUAUUUCGUCUUUGAGUGCUCACAAUUUAAGAUUCCUUCUCCUCACCUUGCUUAUAUCGAAUUUAACAAUAUAUAUAUAUUAUGUAAUUACAUCAGAAAUCGCUUUACUGCUUUCAAUAAUAUCCCAACUUUUUUAAUUGAGAUUUAUUUUUUUAAAACAUUUUUUUCUAACAGAAUUGCUGAAGAGAUUUUGUCCGUAUGUUGUCUUUGUAAACAAUGCUAGAACUUGGUGUGAUUGCUUGUUAGAAAUUAAAGCUUGAUCUGGGGAUAGAACAUGAUUUUUUGUUGAAAAAAACCGUUAACUGAUUGUACAGUUCUGUUAGAAAGAGUGUGACAUAUUUCACCAUAUUUUUCAUCAGCUUUGAAUUAUAGCCACUUUGACUUGAUUAUCUUGUGUUGUUUUUUUUUUUUUAAAAAGAUAAGCUUUUUAUUAAAGUUGAACAUGUACAUCUAAUGUCUAGAACAAAACAGUUAUAGAAAAAAGCUAGGAUGAUUUAACUGUAAUAAUUCUACCUGACUAUAAUGCUAUGUUUAGAGUAUGAUCUGCAGUAGAAGUUUUUAAUUGUUACAAACAUGUAGACAAGGCACAUCUUUGUGAAAAAUGAACUUUUAUGUGAUGACAGUUGUUUUUUCUCCUUGUAAACUUCAUUUUUAGGAGCUUUUUUUGUUGGUUUUUUAUUGUUAUGUUGAUGUAAGUAACACAUUUCAUUGUGCUGCCCCCUGGCGGUCAUUGUGACUCAUUAUGGGCAGAUAACUUAUUAAUAUGUAAAUUUCCUAACAGUUGUAAUUUCGAAAUUUUGUAUAUAAUUAUAUAUAUAAAAAUAUGUGUAGCUGUAUUGGCACUCAUGGUGUAGUAUUCGUAAUUUCGAAAUUGUGAAGAUGAAUUGAGAAAAAAAACUAUCUUUGAAUUCAGGAGGUCAGGCAGAAACGAUAUUUAAACAAAUUCCACUUUUAAAGAAAUAUGGGAGUUUGGCUGUAAGGUAGCCAUAUCUUUUGUAAUACAGUACCCCAGUUUGCGUCGUAAUAACCAGUAUCCCAUAUUUUCCCAACGUAGUACUAAUCUCUAUAUUUAUACAUAUAUACCUUAGCUUAGUUGAUUUUAAAUCAUUUAAUUAAAUUAAUAUCAUGAUAACCGUUUUAAACCUCCCACAUAAAUAAUUAAUACCUUUGAUUGUUACGGUAAUAAGCUCAGACACUUGAUGAAACCAUGGACCUCUGAACGUUAUUGAUGCGGUUCAUGAUUUAAGGGAGUAUAGGAAAUCUUUUUAUGUUUAUAUUUAUGAUGUAUAUAAUAUAUUAAUAUAUAAUACAUGUAUUGUUUCUGCCAUGGAAGACAUCAGUAAUUAUUUGAUAUCACCAGAUAUUAUCCAGAUUUUAGGAAAAUAAAGAAUAUAUUAAAAACAU